Molecule: messenger RNA, 1953 nt
Organism: Dentiscutata erythropus
Lineage: Eukaryota; Fungi; Glomeromycota; Glomeromycetes; Diversisporales; Gigasporaceae
Source: the annotation of a GenBank genome assembly
AUGGCUAAUAAUUAUCGUGAACUUGAAGGUAGUGGUGCAAAUUAUGAAGAGGAAGAAGCACAAUUGUGGAGACAGCCAAUUUAUUCUCAACAAAGACAGAGAUUUGAUGGUCGCAAUCGUAGUAACGACGCUACUUCUUCCCAUAUCAGAAGAAUGCCUGACGAAGUAUGGCUGAUUCCAGCAAACGUUGAUGCUAAGAAAAUUCUUGGUGAUAAAAAAGCCAAUAUGAUACGUAUUGAGGCCUCAACUAACACACACAUGAAUUAUAAUGAGAAUGAUUCGCAAAUCGAAAUGUGGGGAAAUCGAGAUGAACUCGCUGAAGCACUAAAACAAUGGAACACUCUUGCUCAGAAUGUUCUGGAUGAUGAAUUAAAAAGAGCUAGAGCGAAAAAGGUUAAAGGUUGGGCAAAACCAGAAAAGGAACUUACGGAAAAGCAGCGUAAAAAGCUAGAGCGAAGAGAAGCUAGAGCUGCAAAGGAGAAAGAAAUGACAGAAACUCUUUUUCCUCGUGACAGAAUGCUAUACAACGCUCAUUUUGUGUUGCCUACUAAUAACGAGAUUCCUAUUGCACAAAUUAUUGGUGAUAAAGAAGAAGUGCUGAACCCAAUUCGAUUGGAUACCAAUUGUUACAUGUGGUUUGAACCAUCCCUUAAUUUGAUUAAAAUUGCUGGAAAUGAAGUUGAUUUGGUCGAAGAUGCCACUAUGCGUAUCAAAGUUCUUUACCUAAAAGUUGUCGCGAGUCGAAGUAUUCCAAUAAAUGUGACUGAUAAGUCUAAACGUAAUGGAUGGGUACAUUACAUGAUUGAUAUACCUGAAAUACCUCGACAACCAUAUCGCGUUAGAAUUGCCAAUAUACCUGAUUGGUUCAUGCCUCCCCAUGAUGUGGACCCGAACACCGCCAUUAAAAUUUUCGAACCUGUUAGAGAUGGGGAUCCAAAUAUGCUUGGAAAGGAGAAUGAAUCCAAUGAACCUACAGUAGAUUUAGAAACAUUACAAAAAAUUCAACUAGAGAAUGUUGAAGGAAUUCAGAAUGCUCUUUUACAAGCAUUAGGUGCAAUCCACUUGCUCGAUGAAGAAAUCAAGAUGCGCGUCAGGUUUGGUCAAAUAUGUCUUACAGAUUACCCUAAAGAAGCGUUAUGGCCAAUAGAUAAAUUGAAUAAUAGAGUUCUAAAGAGUCCUAGAUUAAAUUCCAAAUUUGUUACUUGUAUUGCUACCAAUAAAGCCCAACUCGAAAGGCUCUUUGAGAUUGUUUCUCAAGGAGAACAGCAGUGGGAAGGGUCUCCUUUUCGCGAAUACAAAAUUCGUGCUAUCCGUCGUCCAAAAAAUCGGGGUGAUCCAAAUUUAGAUUGCGUAUUUGAUGUUGAAUUCAAAAAUGACAACAAAAGUGACAACAAGAUUGGAUUAUGGAAUGCGACUACAGGUGAAAGAAAUGUAUUGGAUAUUAAUAUGGCAUGCUUAGACUAUGAUACUUCGUGGAACUUUUCCAUUCGUACAGCAAAAAGAUUAAGUAAUGAUAAAUUUAGUCCCCAAGGAGUUUUCGUUUAUAAAUUGCGAUUAAGCCCCAACAACAAAUUGAUUUACACUAACACCGAAGAGAUUAAAGUUACUUCCGUUUGUGAAAAGCUCAAAUGGAAAUUUUGGUGGGGAGAUAAUUAUGUAAUUGAGAUUACAAAAUAUGAACAUUGGAAUUGUGAUAGUAAUAAAUUUAAAUCCAUAUCUCCUGGGGUUGAAAUUGUUCUGGGCCGCGAACCUUCGGAAAGUACAUUCUAUGGUGUCACGUUUUACAAAGAUACUUGGGAAAGAGAUUUCGCAGAAAAUUGUGGUUUAUCAGCGGGGCGUGUACCAGAAUGGCAUCCUAUUGACUUUGUUGAAGAAGAAAGAUCUGGAGGUGUUGAUCACUUAUUGAAUGAGAUUCGAAAUUUCUUAGACGUCUUGCAAAACAACGUUUCUAAG